GUGUCUGUGUGUGUGUGUGUGUGUAUGUGUGUGUGUGUGUGUGUGUUGGAAGGUUGUGAUCCGUGGGGGAUAAUAGCAAGCGCCACGAAAGCCACUUGGAGUUUGGCAAGGUGUAGGCAGCGCUCCUCUCUCUCAUCAGGAAAACACUGUGUAAAUUUCCCGGGCCGACGUGGCUCACACAGCGGCAAGGAAGCGGAGAGGCGGGGCAGAGCAGAGCACGAGUCAUUGAGGGUGGUGCUGUGUGAACGGCUAACUGCGGUGGUGAAUGCAACGUGAAAUAGAAAGUAACGAAAAGUGAUACGAAUGAAAAAACCAUGACAACAGUGGUGCAGGAGAAAAAUGCAGAAACAGACACCUGUCACGGUGCUGCUCAGGAGCUUCCCCUAGCACCCACCACCACCACCACCACCACUCCUGACACCACCUUGACAUUACAGAACGUUUCCCUGGACAGGAAGUCUGACCUACGGCGGUCGUGGACGCUCAUCUUGUCCUACCUGCUGACGGAGAUGGUGAAGCAGCUGAGUAACUAUGCGGCGACGCAGACUGGCGACGGUGCCUCCCCCCUGCCCCCGGUGCUGCUGGUGCUGCUUACUGAGCUGACCAAACUGGUGCUAGUGCUGUGUUGGGCUGUGGUGAGCGGGUCCCGGAUGAGUGAGUGGACGCCCUCCUUUAGGUUCGGGGUUCCUGCCACCUGCUACCUGGUCACCAACGUGCUGUACCUGCUGGCGCUCAGAAGCACUGCCCCGCCCCUCUGGCUCAUGCUUAUCCAGACCAGGACCUUCUACGCUGUUGGUGUCUACCACGUUGUGUUCGGGCGGGAUGUGUCCUGGGGCCAGAUGACGGGCUGCCUCCUGGUGGUGGCCAGCCUGCCACUGGCUCAUGCAAGUGAGCUAGAAGAAGGUCGCCCCGCCCUUCUCCCUUCUACCCUCAUGGCCUCUCAGACAGCGGCCUUCCUAUCUACCAUGGCCUCCAUCGUCAUUGAGGUGAGUUGUGAGAAGGGGCAUGAAGUGGGAAUCAGGAAUCAGGAGAUGGUGAGGCUGAGGUACACAGGCAAGGUUUCAGCGUGCAUAGCUCGUCCUCCCUCCGUCUUUCUUCUUCAGCUCCUGCUUAAGAACGACUCCCGGAGCUUCUGUGAGCAGCAGACGUGGCUGUACUGCUGGAGUGGCUUCAUGGCCGCCAUUGGCCUGGCCCUGCAGGCUCCGCCCCUGGCCCUCUCCCGCUUUAACCUGCAGUCCCCGUCCACGUGGUGCUGCGUGCUGGCCGUGGUGUCCUCGGCGGUGUCUGGCCUGUGUGUCCCCGUCAUCAUCAGGAGCCUGGACACUAUUGUCAAGGACUAUCUUGCCGCGCUGAACAACGUGUUACUGGCCCUGCUGACUGCUGCCCUCUUUCCCCACCACUUCACCCUCAGUGGCCUCUUCCUCCUCUCCCUGCUGGUCCUGCUGUGCGGCAUCUGGCUCUACGAGAGGAAGACCCUGCCUGUUUCCUCCGCUCUGAACCGCAUCAAGUCAUGGUUCUCGUUAGUGGGAUGGUGACGGAGGGUGAAGGAAGGAGGCCGCUUCUGCAGUGCACCUCCACUACUUUGAAAAGACUAGUUGAAGUAGCGCGUUUCUAAUAGUGUUUUUACGAUUCUAGUGACAGAUUAAGAUUUCUACAUUAUUAACAGUGUAAACAGACCGUGGGACGAGGGAGAGGAGGAAGCACACUGACACUCAGCGCCGGAAAUUGUUGUUGACUCGUGCUUGCACCACGGCACCUUGUUUGCAUUGGCAUUGGUAAAGGACAGAGUCGCUGCGGCAUCCACGUUUCACCGACAGAGAUAAUACAGAAUGUUAUAGUCUGCCCUGAUAUUAUUCAUCCAAUGCGUCGUGAGAAAACGUUAUUAUUUUGAGGGUAACUAAUUUGUAUUUAAUCGAACACUCGCUCUGUCUGUGUGUGUGUGUGUGUGUGUUGUAAAGGAAUAAAAAGUUAUUUUCCUUU
Molecule: messenger RNA, 1980 nt
Organism: Scylla paramamosain (green mud crab)
Lineage: Eukaryota; Metazoa; Arthropoda; Malacostraca; Decapoda; Portunidae
Exons: 6
Coding region: 315-1535 (406 amino acids)
Biological process (GO): pyrimidine nucleotide-sugar transmembrane transport
Cellular component (GO): Golgi membrane
Molecular function (GO): pyrimidine nucleotide-sugar transmembrane transporter activity
Source: RefSeq, a predicted model, not a curated record